AUGGAUUUGAGUAGUUUAAUUUGUUGAGAAGUCAACUGGACAGUUUUGCUAAAAAAAACAAAACCCACUGAAAACCGUCAUCAUGGCAAUUGUUUCCAGGGCGACAUUUGUUCAAGUGAUCACGGACAUUAUAGUGUUUAUAAUAGUGACAAUAUUUGCCCUGCUAUUAUCCUUCAACAAACUGACAGCAAUACAGCCCUUUAUCCGGGGAUUUUUCUGUGAUGAUCAAAGUCUGAUGUAUCCGUACCGAGAGGACUCGAUCUCAACUGUUACCACCGCCAUCUUGGCGCUACUUCCUCCCACUGUCAUAAUAAUAUUUACAGAGGCAUUUUUGUCGAAAAACUAUUCCCAGAGAAUUCGAAUUUUUGUGCGAAACUGUUACAGUAUGCUUGGUUGCUUGUUUCUCGGAUUUUCCCUGUGUGUAUUAUUUAUUGAGAUUGUAAAGAUGUUUGUGGGUCGUCUACGGCCUCAUUUCUUCGCUGUGUGCCAGCCUUCUUAUUCAUCCACGAACUGUUCAAGAAAGUUCAUUACAAACUACAGUUGUCAGGGAAAGGAUCUUGAAAGUAUAUCAGAUUCAAAAAAGUCUUUCCCGUCAGGUCACAGUGGCGCCGCCUGGAAUGGAAUGGUGUACUUAGCAAUAUACAUACAGAUCCGUGUUCGUCGUCAUUGGUCACGGCUUCGUGUCGCCUGUCCUCUAUUGCAGUUUCUAGCAAUAAGUGUUGCAGCUUAUGUCAGUAUCAGUCGUCUGCAAGACUACAAGCACCAUACUGGUGACGUCAUUGGAGGCGGCAUCAUCGGGAUCCUUUUCACUAUUAUUGUGAUGUAUCAGAAUCCGAAUGUCAGAAGGCAUUUUCUUCCUCAUUAUGAUCAAGCAGAUUUGGGUGAAACUAUGGACACUGUAGUUUGCAUGGAGUUACACCAAGAGAAUAAAAAAUCCACAGAAAGCCCAGCGUUAAAUGGUCAAGCAAAUACUUAAAACCAAGGGCGUCGAUAUCCAUUAACAUUUAUUUUCCUUUUUGUUACAUUUUUAUUUUCAAGUUCCUCCUUUUCUUUGGUGCUGUUUUUAUAACCAAGCAAAGUUAAAAAAAAAAAGAUCUACUUUUAAUUUUGAGCUUUAAAAUAUCGACCUAUUUUGUUGAUUUGGGAAUGCCCCUAAAAAGUACUUAUUUUAUAGUUAUAAACAUGUCAUAUUAAAUGUUUUGCUUCACAAAAUAAUUCCAGACUCAGGGAAAAAAAUAUAUACACGUGUAAAUAGUUUAUGUAUUAUCAAUAAAACAUUAAUGUUAGUCAUUAAUGUUUUCAGGUCAUUAAAAACUCUGAUUUCAAUCAUUCUUAAUUAAAGAAACACUGUAUAAGCGAAUUAGUUUAUAGAAUACCCAGUGUUAACAAAUUGACUUUUGUAAAAUUCAGACUUAAAUUUCUUUGAAUGCAUCAUAUGAGUAAAUGUACACAUGUUUGGUGAACGAUAAAAAAAAUUGCUCAUA
Messenger RNA from Saccostrea cuccullata (small rock oyster), 1484 nucleotides. Its product is annotated as phospholipid phosphatase 1-like. Gene Ontology annotation, cellular component: plasma membrane. The transcript has 6 exons. NCBI's taxonomy places the organism in Eukaryota, Metazoa, Mollusca, Bivalvia, Ostreida, Ostreidae. The coding region runs from base 83 to 976 and encodes 297 amino acids. The record is from RefSeq and is a predicted model, not a curated record. Gene Ontology annotation, biological process: phospholipid metabolic process; phospholipid dephosphorylation; signal transduction. Gene Ontology annotation, molecular function: phosphatidate phosphatase activity.